AUGAAGCUUUCAACCGUAUUCUUGUUCGCCACUUCAGCUGUCGCUAUUCCUUGGGGCAACUGGCAAAAGUGGAACAAGCCAAGCACUACCUGCCUCACAUACGAGCAGGCCUUGUAUAUUCAGGAGAGAUCGCGUGUCUUCCAGCUGAAGGCCAACCUCACUGAUGCACGACUUGCUGGUGAGGAGCUGUUCGCCGCUCAGGAGUACAAGCAAUAUGGUCACUCCAUCAACUCUCUCCGAGGAGACGCACUCGGCACGCUCGUUGAACCAGAUGGUGUAACAUAUGUUGCCAACGUCCUAUCCGCACCACCACUAUACCGAAUCGACAGUCUUGCCAUGCUACACAACUGCACUCACAUUAUGGAGCACUGGGACUUCUACGGUGUCGGCGGUGCAAGAAACAACCAUAUCCCAGUCCGGGGCUUCGCGUUGACCAAGGUUGAUCUGACACGCGAGGUUCAGCCAGUCGUGUGGAGACAAGUCGAGUUCAACAGCAUGCAAUGGGCAAACAAUACUGGCUUCACCAUUGAGUUCCCUACCACGGGUCCUUAUGCGCCACAGCCAGAGUAA
Molecule: messenger RNA, 570 nt
Organism: Lithohypha guttulata
Lineage: Eukaryota; Fungi; Ascomycota; Eurotiomycetes; Chaetothyriales; Trichomeriaceae
Exons: 2
Coding region: 1-570 (189 amino acids)
Source: RefSeq, a predicted model, not a curated record